Messenger RNA from Uloborus diversus, 1655 nucleotides. Its product is annotated as protein odd-skipped-related 1-like. Gene Ontology annotation, biological process: regulation of transcription by RNA polymerase II; embryo development. Gene Ontology annotation, cellular component: nucleus. Gene Ontology annotation, molecular function: RNA polymerase II transcription regulatory region sequence-specific DNA binding; DNA-binding transcription factor activity, RNA polymerase II-specific. Bases 1 to 1458 code for a protein of 485 amino acids. The record is from RefSeq and is a predicted model, not a curated record. Lineage: Eukaryota; Metazoa; Arthropoda; Arachnida; Araneae; Uloboridae. The transcript has 4 exons.
AUGGCACUUUGUGACCAAAAGGGGCAGGGGGUCAUAAAUGUUCGAAAAAUAUGUGGCAUCAUUUAUGAACAGCCCCGAUGGAAUUUUCCUGCACAAGGGUUUCACAGUCAUGUGAAAGCAGAAGACAUAUGCACCUAUUCCUCACCAGAGAAUAUUUCGUCACAAAACUGUAACAAAAAUGAUCAGUUAGACAUGAAAAUGCAGGAUAUGAAGCCCUUUACCAAAUCUCCUACAAUUGAUAGACUGCAAGUCCAUCAGGAACCAAGAUUAAGCCCCCCAGAAGCUCACUUCAACAGCAAGAAAUUACUAUCGGCUGGAUCCCAGUUUCUUCCCAACUUAGUCAUGCAUCCAUCCGCCGUGCAUGCCUUUCCUCAACCGGUGUUCUCCAGAACUCAUCUGCCCUUGUCUCCCCUUCCGAUCCUCCCUCCUUACACCAUGGCAGGUUGUGUUCAACAAUUUAGCAACUACCCCUUUGUCUUUACUGAUGCUGCAGGGAUGGCAUGCAAGCCAUCACCAACAAGUGAGCAUCCACAAGAUAGGUCAUCUCCAAAGGCAACGAGUCGGUCCGUACACAGCAGAAGCAGCGACAGGAGUUGCACACCCCAAUCUAGUUCCAGCAACACAAGCACCACAAGCAAAUCUCGAACAACUAAAUCAAAAUUCGAUUUUUCGAAGCUGGCGGAAUCAGCCACUUCUAAGGACGAUCCACCACCAGCACAUAGUCAUCCGACAGAUCCAAAAGGACCUAGUUUUGAAUGUUCGACAAGCAGCUCGUCUAAAGCUUCUGUAGCCCUCAUAACAAGUCACACGUACCCUUUCAUAUCGCCCUACUACGCACUUGGUGCGAUGGGUCUGGCCACAGACUAUUUCGAGCGCAAGUUAGCGAGAGGUAGAGGUUCAUCGAGACCGAAAAAGGAGUUCAUCUGCAAGUAUUGCCAAAGGAGGUUUACUAAGUCUUAUAAUUUAUUGAUACACGAACGAACUCAUACAGAUGAACGACCCUAUACCUGUGACAUAUGCCACAAAGCUUUUCGGCGGCAAGAUCACUUGAGGGAUCACAGGUACAUCCACUCAAAGGAGAAACCCUUCAAGUGUUCUGAAUGCGGCAAAGGUUUCUGUCAGUCCCGAACACUAGCUGUCCACCGAAUCUUGCACAUGGAUGAUUCACCUCACAAGUGCCCCACCUGUGGACGCACUUUCAACCAGAGAUCCAACUUGAAGACCCACCUUCUGACGCACACUGACAUCAAACCCUACAACUGCGAUUCCUGUGGUAAAGUCUUCAGGAGGAACUGUGAUUUAAGGAGGCAUACGCUGACGCACACACUGGGCUUGCCAGAAGCACCGUGUGAGGAGGGAGCGUUGUCUCCUUCCAAUAGUUGUGAUCGUUUUUACCCGGUUGAAGAAGACGAAGACGAUGAUAGUCACUCUCAAGAAAUCGUUGACGUCGAAAAUUAAACACCAUCACAAUUUCUCGUACUUUGAACUUUUCUUUCUUUGCUGUAAAGCAUACCUCAGCACUCAACAGCCAGUAUUGAUUAAAAAUCGGCAUCCAUGUUAAUUCUACAUUUACUAAAAUUGCGUUCUUAAGUAUAGAAAAAUUUAAAGUGAAAGAUGUUUCGAAUUAGGUCCAAACAGUGCAAUAAUGGUUGGAU